This is a messenger RNA of Biomphalaria glabrata, 3456 nucleotides long. Its product is annotated as KIF-binding protein-like. Lineage: Eukaryota; Metazoa; Mollusca; Gastropoda; Planorbidae. Bases 318 to 2150 code for a protein of 610 amino acids. The record is from RefSeq and is a predicted model, not a curated record. The transcript is spliced from 3 exons.
UAAGGUAAAUUAAUAUUAUAAGGCUUGUCUUCAAAUCCGACGAUUAAUGAGGAAUACAGUAUUUCCAGUGGCUGCGCAGCCCCAGCUGUGACCUGCAUAUUUUGCCACAUCCAGGGCAAGCAUAACCAUUGUCCACAGGUGGUUGAUUUAGAAGGUGGUGUAGUCACACAUAAAGGGCUUUUAUGGGUCAAAUUAAAGAAGAAAUGCAAGAGAUCUGAAGUACUGCCUAUCAUCAUAACCCUUUCAGACCUUGCGAUAUAUAGGACAGAUGAUGUAAAAAUACAAUAUAUACUGUUUUACAAGGAAAAUUAGAGCAUAUGCUGCGGUACUUUAACCUUAUUGCCAUAACAAAAAUGGCAGCAUUAGGAAGAUUACUUGGCGACGACGUAAUUGAACCUUAUAAAAACGCUAAAUUUCUCUCUGAUGAUGAGUCGAAAAAUGAUCCCGAAGAUGAGCCAUUUCGCUCAAAAUACAAAGCACGAGAAAUUUACAAGGAUAUCUGCAAUAAAAUCAAAGAUAAACUCAAUGGUAGUUCAGUUGCAAACAAGACAUUACUAACAUCGUUAAUAUGUUUGGAACAGGCCAUCGGUCUUAAUUAUAUGGAUACAGAAGAAUUAGCUGAAGGCGAAGACUGUUUAAUGUCAUGUCUUAAACGAAUUGAAGAAUAUGGGUUAAAAGAUGCUGUCAGUUUACAUAUGAACAUUUUAAAUUACUUAGGUAUUCUAUGGAGUGAACGAAGAGAUUUAGAAAAGUCUUUAGGGUUUCUGCAGCAAGCAGAAAAUUUGUAUUCAAACUAUAAAAAGGAAAUAGGCGAUGCGCCUCUGGCAUAUAUUGAAUUUUUAGAAGAUUUUGAGGGUGAUGAUAAUGAAAAGGCCCACCAGCGUUGCCAGUCUUUUGAAAACAUUCACACACAUACCUUGUAUUACUUGGCACAGGUGUAUGCAAAGCUAGAAAAAAAUAGCUUAUCUGCAAGAUAUUGUCAUCUAACGCUACAAAGGCAAUUACAGGCUGGUGAUUACAAUCCUGUAGACUGGGGAUUAAAUGCUGCAACCCUGUCUCAAUACUAUUUAACAGCUGAGAAAUAUACAGAAGCUCGACAUUGCUUAGCCAGUGGCUCUUUUAUAUUUCAAAGCUCCAAGAAAAGCGCAGAUCAGUUGUCUGAGCAAGAUUUGGAAGCCCAGUGCCAGAGAGAGGCUGACAUUGAGAGGUGCUGGAUUAAGUAUGGACUUGGGCUCUUGGAAGCUUCGAGAGAUAAAAUGCUGGGAGAGCUUGAAGAUAAUGAUAAUGAAAAUACUGAAGGGCCAUCGUCUGUUAUAAGCAGAUCUGACCACAAUGCUGAUAAACAAGUGGCUGAUGAUAUUAUGUCAGAGUCUUCUUCUGAUAAAGUAUUUCAAGAAUUUCAGCUUGAACUGACUGCAUAUGAAGAGCGAAUUACUGACAAGCUCAUCAGAACAUUUGAUGAAGCUAGAAAGAUUUUCUUAUUUGUCGUUGAUAAGAUAAAAAAUGCUCAGAUGUUUUACAAUUUAGAAUCACAUGCCAGUGAUGCUGUUCAGAUAAUCCAAGAUCAUAGUUGCGCUUUUAAACUAUUAGCUUUCUUUGAGCUUGACAUGAACCGUCAGUGUCGAAUGCACAAGCGUCGCAUUGAUAUGCUCUCUGAAUUGCUGAGAGAACUAAAUCCACAGCACUACUUACUAGUAUGUCGUCAGAUUAUUUAUGAACUAGCAGAAACCUAUAGUGAAAUGGUUGACUUAAAAGUAACUUUAAUUGAAAUGGAGCGGACACGAGCCACACCAUACAGUACCAAUAAAAUUAACAAGCUUGUGCAACAAAGUAUUGACCAAUACCAAGCUUACAUUGACUCUCUUAAGGGAGGAAAAUCUGAGCUUCCAUCAGAAUUUCCAGAAGGUGAUGUCAGACCAGCUUUAGUAGCCUUCUUUUGCAUGGGGCGGCUGUACUCAAAGUUCCUUGAGCCCCUAGUACCUGAACGUUUGGCUAAACUAACUAAGAGUUUGGAGUGUUACAAAUUUGUUACCGAGUAUUGUGAAGCCAAUCCCUCUGCCAAAGAACUCAUUCCUAAUGAACUUGGUCUGUGUAAAGAAAUGGUCUCACUCUUGCCCGUCAAAAUGGCCAAACUUCUUGAGCAGCAAUAACUGUCUCAGUGUCAAGUUUAAUUCAGGUUCAACUCGGAUAAGUUCAUUAAAACCUGUAUCCUGUGAUUUCCAACUGUAACUGUUGAACAAUGAUUUAAUGUCUAGGAACCCCCCCAAGAUCUCUAUUGUAACAUCAUAGAUUUUAUUAAAAGAAAAAUAAAUUUAAAACUACUUGAGAGAAACCCAUUAUAAUGCAAAAAACAGUUUUGGCUUUUCUUUUAUUGUAAAUUAUGAAAAAUAAUUUUUAAUGCAAUCUAGGUCUGUGGAUAGAUAAUAACUGCAUUUUUUUUGUUUGGAUUAUUGGACAUACUGUCUUGUAUUUGAGAGGAUAAUUGCAGGUUUCAAAAACUAAUCACAAUUAUUUUAGUUUUAGCACUUAAAACUUUAUACAGUAUUGCAUGCUACUAAGCUGAAUGUUUCAUAUUCAAAGAUCAGGUAUAUACAGUAUUGCAUGCUACUAAGCUGAAUGUUUCAUAUUCAAAGAUCAGGUAUAUACAGUAUUGCAUGCUACUAAGCUGAAUGUUUCAUAUUCAAAGAUCAGGUAUAUACAGUAUUGCAUGCUACUAAGCUGAAUGUUUCAUAUUCAAAGAUCAGGUAUAUAUGGCUAGUACUCAAUGCAUUAGUUUUUGUCAAAAUGUAUAGAUCGUUGGCUUGUUGAAGUUUGAAAUCUAAAAACAGACACCUCAUAUUUAAUAAUUUACAUUGGCAUUUAAAAUACACUAAAUCUAACAUUCUUCAGAUUGAUUUCACUAUCCAAUUAAGUAAGGUUUAAAAGAAUAGUGCAGUGAUUGAGAGUUAACAAUAAAAGUUAAAAUAUUCUGAAGAGGACAUUAUUAUUUUAAUAAUAGUUAGAAACCUAUGAUUCCUUUUGUUUUUUGCUGCUGAAACAUUUGAUCUAUUAUUUUUACAAAGCUUAUUCCUUUUUUGUUUUCAUAAAAUUUAGUACUAGGAAAAUGAUUGCAAAAUCAUCAAUGCUAUACUUAUGCGAUUAAUUGUAAAUUACCAAUUAAAAAUAAUUUUGUUUGCAUAACAGAAAAUUCUGGGAUAUGUUUUGUACUAUAUUUACAAUGUUGUUAGAAAUUUUGUUUCACAGCACAUUGUCAGUAUUAAGUGCUUCUUGAGUUAGAUCAGAAAAAUAAAAGCCUGUGUCUUUUAUUGUGACUGUAACAAUUUGAAAGUCUUAGCUAUUGGGUACAUGUUUUCAAAUACUUUUGUUAAAGCAAUCUUCUAAAUAUUUGCUGCUACUUUAGAGUGUUCCUUAUAGUGCAACUUCAUAAGGAAAAGAUAAAUAUAUGAAACAUUCUCA